This is a messenger RNA of Anarrhichthys ocellatus (wolf-eel), 5137 nucleotides long. RefSeq names its product ATPase family AAA domain containing 2 (gene atad2). Gene Ontology annotation, cellular component: nucleus. The coding region runs from base 680 to 4969 and encodes 1429 amino acids. Gene Ontology annotation, biological process: nucleosome disassembly; nucleosome assembly; transcription initiation-coupled chromatin remodeling. The record is from RefSeq and is a predicted model, not a curated record. Gene Ontology annotation, molecular function: ATP binding; histone binding; ATP hydrolysis activity. The transcript has 29 exons. NCBI's taxonomy places the organism in Eukaryota, Metazoa, Chordata, Actinopteri, Perciformes, Anarhichadidae.
UUAACACCCAGCUGGUGAAACAACUAGACCACCAUUUAGUUAUUGUAUAAAUUAUCCAUGAACAGAACUUUGCUGUGCUACUUUUGCUAGCGUGCUAAGCUAACUAGCCACCUUGUCACUUAACGUUACCGACAGAUGAUUUGCAUGAGCACUUAUAGUCCCUGCUGACAUUUACCUCAAACUCUCAUGUCUAUUGACACAGCUAGACCAUUCAUAUUGUAAUGUUUGGUUCAGUGUCAUGGCCAUAUGCCAAUGUUAUAACUCUAUAUUACUAGACUGUCAAUAGGCGAAAUGCCUCAACGUUAGAUGUCAUAAGUGUCUGUUAAUGGGGUGUGUUUCAUGUUUUUUUGUGGAGGUAAGGGGUCUGUUCAUUCAUUCUUUUGUUAACUUUGUAUCAGGGUUAACUGUUACUUCAUAAUAGAAACAAAUUAACAUAAAGACAUGAGGUUACUGAUAAUGUCACUUGUUAAUAUUGAGGAUUCAAUAAUAAUUACUUUACACUCCUUCUAAGUCAGUACACAUUUUAGGGAUUCAUAGUGGUAGCUGGUUUUUAAAUGUGUAUCCUGUACACUUCAGGUUUGCACAGACUUAGAAGUUCAGUCCAUGUUUAAUUUGAAUUUCUAAUUCAAUCAAGCUGACACUUAUCAGUUGUACAUAUGCAGUAAACUUUAAACUCACAAUGUUUCUGUGCCAGGGACAUGCUGAUAUGAGGCCGGAUGAGGGAAGUGGACCUCAUCACUUUCUCAGGACCCGAGGACAGAGAGUUAAACUAGAGGUCUCUUUUGCUGACAUGGAGCCAAAGACCAGCUCCCCUGUGAAUGAAGCCAACACUGUAGAAGGAUGCCUCAGGAAGUCUUCCAGGCUGCAGAGAGAGGGGAAAACAUCCAGUGACAAGCAGCAAGCAGAUGUUCCAGAUAAGGUGGAGGGCUCAUCCACUCCCAAGAGGAGUCGAUUUGAUCUACAGAGCCGAGAAGAGGAGGAGGAAGAGGAUCGCUCAGUGCGACGUAGUUCCCGAAUCACCAGAUACAAACUGGAUUCCCGUAACCAGUCAGUGCUCUACGACCGCCUCAUCACCAACACUGCUGAAGCUGUUCUCCAGAAGAUGGACGACAUGCAGAAGAUGAGACGCAGAAAGAGGAGCAGAGAUAGGGACAAUGAAGAAGAGCAGCUCGGUAUGUACACCAGGGCCAGAAUGACCAGGUCUCUGAGGAAAGAUGUGGAGACUAAAGACACCAAGGAAGAGAACCACGGAGGGGAUGAGGAGGAUCACAACAAAGAGGAGGGGGAAGAUGUACAAGAAGAAAAUGAUGAGGAGGAAGGGGAGGAGGAAGAAGAUGGGGAUGGCGAGGACGAGGAAGAAGAAAAUCAGAGGCGUUAUGACUUCAGACAGCGAAAGACUGUGGUUCGCUACCAGGCCCCACAGGAUGAGCCCAGGAAGCGCAGCAUGUACUUCGAGGACCACUCGUCUCCUACCAGACGCAGGUUUAGAUUCAGCUCCACGGCCCCCAGGAGCCCCUACACCAGGAGAAGAACCAACAGGAAUAGUUCUGAGAGAAGAAGACACGCCAUCCACAGUAGUGACUCUACUUCUUCAUCUUCAGACGAUGAGAAAUUCCAGAGACGGAGAAGUAAGAACAGGAGCUUAUCAGUCAACAGAUGUCUGCCGAUGAACCUUGUGAAAGACGACCUGCUGGGUAUCCACAAGGACAGGAUGAAGAUUGGAGCCAGCCUCGCUGAUGUGGACCCCAUGCUCAUCGACAAGACGGUGCGGUUUGAAAGCAUUGGAGGUUUGAGCAAACACAUCUCAGCGCUGAAGGAAAUGGUGGUGUUCCCUCUCCUCUACCCAGAAGUCUUUGAGAGGUUCAAGAUACAGCCUCCCAGGGGCUGUCUAUUUUACGGUCCUCCAGGCACAGGGAAAACCCUCGUAGCCAGAGCGCUGGCCAAUGAGUGCAGUCAGGGCGAAAGAAAGGUGUCCUUCUUCAUGAGGAAAGGAGCUGACUGCCUCAGUAAGUGGGUGGGAGAAUCUGAGAGACAGCUGCGACUGCUUUUCGACCAGGCGUACCAGAUGCGUCCGUCCAUCAUCUUCUUUGAUGAGAUUGAUGGUUUGGCUCCAGUCAGAUCGAGUCGCCAGGACCAGAUCCACAGUUCCAUUGUGUCGACCCUGUUGGCUCUUAUGGAUGGACUAGAUUGUAGAGGAGAGGUUGUUGUGAUAGGAGCUACAAACAGACUGGACUCCAUCGACCCCGCACUGAGAAGACCGGGGCGCUUCGACAGAGAGUUCCUCUUCGGCCUGCCAGACAGAGAGGCGAGAAGGGACAUUCUGAAGAUCAACACCAGACAGUGGACUCCACCGCCCUCCGACACCUUUCUGGAAGAAUUGGCAGAUGCAUGUGUUGGUUACUGCGGAGCAGACAUUAAGGCAGUUUGUUCAGAGGCUGCCCUGUGUGCAUUGCGGCGUCGCUACCCACAAAUCUACUUCUCAUCACAGAAACUUGUGCUUGAUGUCAACUCCAUCGCUAUCACAAGCAAAGACUUUAUGUCCGCCAUGUCCAAGAUGGUGCCUGCUGCCCAGAGGGCAGUAGUGUCACCAGCCAAGGCCCUGAUACCUGCCAUUCAUCCUCUGCUGAGCGCCACCCUACAGAACAUCCUCCAGACUGUCAUCAGACUGUUCCCGCAUGCUGAGCAGGGCUUAAAGAGGAAGAGAGAACGAGGUGCGGCCGGUCGAGUGUCUGAGGAUGAUCUGAUGUUCAGUGAGGAGGAGGACUCAGAAGUCUGCUCCAGUGGACAGACCUCUCACUCCCAACUCCAAACACCUGCUGUUAAGGGACUCCUCAGCCUCAACGGGAGUGUGCUGAACCACCCAACCUCCUACCGUCCCAGGCUGCUGUUGGAGGGCAGACUAGGUUCAGGUCAGAGCUCCCACCUGGCUCCUGCUGUCCUCCACGCUCUGGAGAAGUUCACUGUGUACACAUUGGACAUGGCCGUGCUGUUUGGAGCCAGCGCAACUGCACCGGAAGAGACUUGUGCUCAGAUCUUUGUUGAAGCAAAGCGGACCUCUCCCAGCAUCCUGUACAUCCCUCACAUCGGACAGUGGUGGGAAACAGUGGGUCCGGCCUUAAGAGCCACCUUCCUCAGCCUGCUCAGCUCCAUCCCUCCCUUCACUCCUAUACUGCUUCUGGCUACGUGCAACCUGGAGUAUGACCAACUCAGUAUGGAGGUGCAGGAGUUGUUUCGGGUGGAGUAUGGAGAGGUUUUCCACGUCCAGGUCCCCACCAGCAGAGAAAGAAAAAACUUCUUUGAGGAUCUAAUCCUCAAUCAGGCGGCCAAGGCCCCUGCAUCAAAAAAGAAAGCUGUACUCAAUGCAUUGGAGGUGCUUCCUGUCGCCGCUCCACCUCCCCCACGUCAGCUGACAGAAGAGGAGACCCGGAGACUGGAGGAGCAUGAAGAAGACACCCUCAGGGAUCUCCGCCUCUUCCUGCGGGAUGUCACCAACCGCCUGUCAUUGGACAAACGUUUCAAGGCUUUUACAAAGCCUGUGGUUUUAGAGGAGGUGCCAGAUUACGCUGAGGUGAUCAAGACGCCCAUGGACCUGUCAACGGUUCUCUCUAAGAUCGACCUCCAUCAGUAUGGGACGGUGAAAGAGUUCCUCCAUGACGUGGAUCUCAUCUGGCAGAAUGCCCUCGAAUACAACCCAGACAAGGUCCCCUCAGACCGCCAGAUCCGCCACAGAGCAUGUGCAUUGAAGGACACCGUCCAUGCCAUCAUCAAAGAUGAACUGGAUGAAGAUUUUGAGAAGAUUUGUGUGGAGACCAAAGCGUCACGCAGCACAAGAGAGUGCUCCACUGCCCAGUUUGCUCCCUCCUUCUACCACGUCCUUCCCAAGAUCACUGACAUAACCCCGCAAAGAGAGCCGGCUAGACCCACCGCUACGGUCACUCCCAACACAAGUGCCUCUGCUGUUACAAAGCCUAAAAACACAACCCAGAAGAAGAAAAGGCGAAAGAGUCGUUGGUCUACUGGCUUAUAUCCAAAGAAGAAGUCAUCCUGCUCUCCUCACAUGUCCAGAGAUGAAGCACACGUGGGGUCUGAUGAGGAAGAUGGGGACGACGAGGACGAGGAGGUUGAGCAGGGAGGAGGAGCAGAGUGUGACGAGGGGACUGGAGGAGAGGAGGAUCAGAUGGUGGUUGAUAUAGAGUCGGGGCCUUCACCGGCCCAGGAAGGUAGCUUUGGGCCCACUGUGAAGGAACGGGACAGUCGAGCUGCUGAUGAUAUGCUUACCCAGUGUGACACGGGGAAAGCAGAAAAUGACGACCAGACACAGAAUGAAAUAGAAAGGGUGGAUGAAGUUGUCACAGAUCAACCAGGACAGUCGGAGGAAAACAAAAUGUUGACAAAGGCACGAAAUGACAACGGUGAAACCAUUUCAGUUAACACUAAUAAGGACAGCCACACUGAGACAGAACAAGAUACCCAGGGGCAAUCCAACACAGAGGAGAGCGGUGAAACUGAGAAAUGUCCAACUGUAACACAGGCAGACGACAGGAACAACAAAGUAGUUACUGUCGAGGCGGCAGAGCAGAACAGCCCUGCUGAACCAAUUGAGGUGGAAGCAACAGAUACCUCAACCACAGACGUCUCUGCAGCUAUCGGAGGAGAGGAAGACACAGGCGCAGAGAGGUGCGUGAGGCGCAUAACUCGAGCUCUAAAGAGAGCUGUGCUGCAGCAGCAGGUGGUCGAUGUGGACAAAGCUCUGCAGAUCCUGCACCAGGAAACUCCUCCUCUGGUGGUGGACAGAGACAAAUUACAGGAGCUGCUGGAGAGAGUAGUGAUCAAGACUGAAGGGUAUGAGGUCGACAAGCUGGAGAAACUCUAUGCUCUGCUCUGCCAGAGCGUCUAUAGACACAGACGAGACUACAACAAAACUUCACUACUACAGGAGUUGAAACAAGAGAUUGAAGACUUCUGUUGACUUUUCUACAGGAAGAUAUUUUUGUAUACACAUGCUCAUAAUCCUCAGCUAUGUAAAUAUACAUUGUUUCUAUUUUCAUAGAAAUCUACAGGCACCUUUAUUUGUGUGUUAGCUACAUGUUUGUAGUACCUCUUUUGUUUAUAUUUAAUUAAAUGGGUUUCCUCUAAA